AUGGCCCCCACACGCCAUGCUUUCUUUUGCAGCGACAUCUUCGACGCCAUGUUCCCCGUCACACACAUCGCCGGGGAGACUGUCAUACAGCAAGGGGACGAAGGGGACAACUUCUACGUGAUCGACCAGGGAGAGGUGGACGUGUACGUGAACGGAGAGUGGGUGACCAGCAUCAGUGAAGGCGGGAGCUUUGGGGAGCUGGCCCUCAUCUAUGGCACCCCCAGGGCAGCGACCGUGAAGGCCAAGACGGACCUCAAGCUCUGGGGCAUUGACCGGGACAGCUACCGGCGGAUCCUCAUGGGCAGCACGCUGAGGAAGCGCAGGAUGUACGAGGAGUUUCUCAGCAAGGUCUCCAUCCUGGCAUCCCUGGAGAAGUGGGAGCGUCUGACGGUGGCCGAUGCCCUGGAGCCUGUGAGGUUUGAAGAUGGAGAGAAGAUUGUGGUCCAGGGUCAGCCCGGGGACGACUUCUUCAUCAUCACGGAGGGCGCAGCUUCGGUCCUGCAGCGCCGGUCCCCCAGCGAGGAGUAUGUGGAGGUCGGGCGCCUCGGGCCCUCUGACUACUUCGGGGAGAUCGCGCUUCUCCUGAAUCGGCCCCGGGCAGCCACGGUGGUGGCGCGGGGGCCCCUCAAGUGCGUGAAGCUGGACCGGCCCCGCUUUGAGCGCGUGCUGGGGCCCUGCUCCGAGAUCCUCAAGAGGAACAUCCGGCGCUACAACAGUUUCAUCUCGCUCACCGUCUGAGCGCCCCCCGCCCUCCGGGAAUAAGCGCGGUGCCUCCCGGAAGGCAGCCCUCUCCCCGCCUCCCUGCCCCGACCCCCUCGAGGCCCCUCUCAGGGAGCCCGCCCCCCACCCCGUCUCCUGCGGCGCCGGCAGCUCCCUGGCCCAGGCCUGGCGACGUGACGCCGCUGGGCUGCAGUUGGUCUGGGGCGAUGACGUCCCUGUUCUUGGAGCUGGAAGCUGAGGCUGCAAAACUCAAGCCCCUCCCUCAGACGUGUGCCUCCCCCGGGUCCCUCAAGAUGCCAGAGCUGGAGAGGCUCUGGUGGCUUCAGCCAGGCUUGGCCUCGGAGCAGGGUGUGGGGUGGUGAACUUCCCCUCUUCCGGAAAGCCCGGCACACCGGCCAGUUUGCCUGACCAUCAGGGCGGGGGCUGUCUCCCUGGGCCAGGAUGCCCAGCAGGGAAGGCCCCGGUGUUUGAGUCUGGGGCUUCCCCAGGCAUGGGAGGCCUGCCCCCACUGCUCCACAAAGCAGCCUCUUGGAGACUUGGAGGGGGUGCAGGGACCUUCUGAGCACCUUCUGGACGCAGCUGUGAGCCACCUUCCCGCAGACAGGCCUCCGCUACCGGGAGCAUCGCCCUGGGAAGGCGGGUGUCCGAGCCUCUCCCCGAGCAGGAGCGUGUGUCAGGCCAACCCACGGCUCGCACACCUAGGUCAUCCAUCGACUGACUGCCCCCCGGAAGUGCCGUCGGGCCUGCUCCCAGUGGAGCGGGAGCGGCCGGGGCCUGUGCGCAUGGGUGACCUGAAGUGCCAGCGAGACGCCGUGCGGCCUGGGGAGCUGCCCAGGCUAAGGGGACCCCUGCUUUGCCUCUGAGUGUCUCUGUGGUGUGUGAGCCCUACCCUGUUCAUCACGAUGUUCCGAAUGCCGCAUGUGUUAUUAAAUGCGUAGUGAAGUUCA
Molecule: messenger RNA, 1667 nt
Organism: Capra hircus (goat)
Lineage: Eukaryota; Metazoa; Chordata; Mammalia; Artiodactyla; Bovidae
Gene: PRKAR1B
Product: protein kinase cAMP-dependent type I regulatory subunit beta
Exons: 7
Coding region: 1-738 (245 amino acids)
Source: RefSeq, a predicted model, not a curated record